Messenger RNA from Vicugna pacos (alpaca), 1357 nucleotides. It is a transcript of the gene C22H19orf67, whose product is annotated as chromosome 22 C19orf67 homolog. Lineage: Eukaryota; Metazoa; Chordata; Mammalia; Artiodactyla; Camelidae. The record is from RefSeq and is a predicted model, not a curated record.
UUGCACGCGUACCCCACUGCCAGGUUCCGGGAGCGCGCUUGUGCGCGGGGUCCUGCGGGCGCGCAGCUCGGGCCGGAGCGGCUGCGCCCCUCCUGCGUGUUGAAAUUCAAAUGAGGCGAACUCCCUCCACGCGGCGCGGGCAGAGAGGUCGAGAUCAGGGUGAGUUGGAGAGGGACGCGCUCCCAAGCCAGGCAAGUCCGAGGUACCCUGGGCGGGGUCGAACCCGCGGCCAAUGUGAGAGGCGGAGGCUUAAAGAACUCCGGUCCCCGCCUCCUGCCGCAGGAUGGCUACCGAGCAGUGGUUCGUGGGACCGUUCCCCGCCGGCUCUGGGGAAACGCCGCCCCUGGACGACUCUCAACCUGGGGCACAGCCUUGUGGAGACCCCUUGCGGUCGCCCCCCUCUGGCCAACCUGGGGACCCACCCGAGGCGGAGCCCGAGGACGUCCAGGGGCAGCUGCCCGAGGCCUCCACCUCUUCGCCUUCCCUUGAGCCUCUGGCCCCAGGCCCCGGGCCCGCCCCUCGCCUAUCCUUGGACACCAUGUUCAGCCCCAUCACCGAACAGCUCCGCUACCUGCUCAAGAAGGCAGAUGAUUUCCAGAGCUACUUGCUCUACAGCAGGGACCGAGUGCAGAAGGAACAGCUCGUCAAAGCCAUGCCCACCUUCUUGCAGAUGUGUGAACCCUACUUCCUGUACCUGGAGGCAGCUGCUCGGAGUGUUCCCCCCAUCUAUGGAGCUCUACAGGAGCUGAUCCGAAAGGCGCUGUUGGAGAUUUCCCAACAGCUGACCCUGCGCCUGGAACAGCUGGUCCUCAUGUAUGCCUCAUUUGGGUUUGUGGACCUGGAGGAGACUGACCCCCUAAGCAUCUCCUGUUUCUUCUGUGGGAGGUUCUCCAUCAGUCCUUCCCACGAGGUGUCCAUCUUCAGAUACUGUGCCCCUGCUGCCUACACCGCCGGCCGCUUCCCCCGAUACCUAUAUAAGAAGAUGCGCUGGAACCUGGAAACCAUCCCAGAGCCCAGCAGCUGGGGACAAGAUUCCCAUGUGGAUUACUACUUCCUGUGCUAUCGAGAUACAUGGGAAGACACAGGCAAGAGUCCAGCCAAUUCAUGCCCCCAGAUUCAGAAGCUGUGGUCCAUCGGCCGAUGGGUACCCCUAGGACCAGCUGAGGAUGACCUUUAUUCAUGGAUUUUGUGCCCGCAGCCUCCUGGGGACUACCAGCAGCUGCUGACCAUCGGCUUCGAGGAGCCGUCGCACAUGCUGGCCACCGACCUGCUGGUGCAGAUCCUCAUGGGCCAAGCAGGAACGGCUCGGCCCGCGAGCGCGGCGGGGCCAGCGGCGUGGGCCGCGCAGGGGUCUUGA